AUGGCGAAGCUGCGCGUGGCCUACGAGUACACGGAGGCCGAGGACAAGAGCCUGCGGCUCGGCCUGUUCCUCAUCGUCUCGGGCGUCGUGUCCCUCUUCAUCUUCGGCUUCUGCUGGCUCGGGCCGGCGCUGCAGGGUCUGCGCGCCACGGCGGCCAACUGCACGGUGCUGUCGGUGCAGCAGCUGCGCGAGGAGUUCGAGUGCACCUUCACCUGCGGCUCCGCCUGCAGCGGCACCGCGCACUACCCGUGCGUGCAGGUGUUCGUGCGCGGCCCCGAGGCCAGCUCCCGGGCGCUGCUGCACCCCGACGAGCGCCAGCUGCUCGCCAACCCCAAGUGCUCCUAUAUCCCUCCCUGUAAGAGAGAAAAUCAGAAGAACCUGGAAAGUGUCAUGAAUUGGCAGCAGUACUGGAAAGAAGAGAUCGGUUCCCAGCCAUUUACUUGCUAUUUUAACCAGUUUCAAAGACCGGAUGAUGUGCUCCUGCAUCGCACGCAUGAUGAGAUUGUCCUCCUGCAUUGCUUCCUCUGGCCCCUGGUGACGUUUGUGGUGGGCGUUCUCAUUGUGGUCCUGACCAUCUGUGCCAAGAGCCUGGCCGUCAAGGCGGAAGCCAUGAAGAAGCGCAAGUCCUCGUAGAGGGCAGCGGGCGUGGGGCAGGGAAGCACAGGAGCUGCACUCAUCGCACACAUCUACCUGCAGAGCCUCGUCCCGGUGCGGGAGGUGAAAGUGGCCAUGAGAGGUCUCUGAGAGGCUCCUCCCUCGGUGGCAGCAGGAACAGGCACAACGGGAGGACGUGGCACCUCAUCGAUGUACUCCAUGUGUGGUGGCGAUGGCCAAAGGGUCGAGCUCUUAGCUGUAUGGAGAAACCAUUUCAGAAAAUCCUAUAAGAAGUUAAUUUUCUUUGGAAAGUAAUAGUAUAUAAUGUACAGUGUA
Messenger RNA from Diceros bicornis minor, 930 nucleotides. It is a transcript of the gene KCNMB4, whose product is annotated as potassium calcium-activated channel subfamily M regulatory beta subunit 4. Gene Ontology annotation, biological process: potassium ion transport; detection of calcium ion. The coding region runs from base 1 to 633 and encodes 210 amino acids. The transcript has 3 exons. The record is from RefSeq and is a predicted model, not a curated record. Gene Ontology annotation, molecular function: calcium-activated potassium channel activity; potassium channel regulator activity. Gene Ontology annotation, cellular component: membrane; voltage-gated potassium channel complex. NCBI's taxonomy places the organism in Eukaryota, Metazoa, Chordata, Mammalia, Perissodactyla, Rhinocerotidae.